Trichosporon asahii var. asahii CBS 2479 is the source of this 1053-nucleotide messenger RNA. RefSeq lists its product as uncharacterized. The coding region runs from base 1 to 1053 and encodes 350 amino acids. NCBI's taxonomy places the organism in Eukaryota, Fungi, Basidiomycota, Tremellomycetes, Trichosporonales, Trichosporonaceae. The record is from RefSeq and is a predicted model, not a curated record. The transcript has 6 exons.
AUGUCUUCCUUCUCCUCCAACUUCCCCUCCAACAGUACCCGGACGCCAGCGUCCCGCCGACGACCGCUCAGCAUGUACGGCUCAGACAUGUCGUCCGGAAACGUCAUGACAACGUCGGCGUACGAUUCGCUCGAUGACUGGGGUGGUGCUAGUGUCACCUCGUCCACUCCCCCGUCCCAGUUGCAGCGCGGACUCUCGUCCCAGAAUCUGGAGAUAAUCCGCCUCAAUAGCGAAGUCGCACUCCUCAAAGAACAGCUAGCUGGCCGACCGACACAGGAUGAUCUCGAUGAGCUGAAGAAUGAGUGGCAGACGACCGAGCAGUUGUUCGCAGAGUCUCAAAAGCCCCAACUGGAAGGUGAAUCGGAUCCUCCUCUCGCAAAGCUGACGUCAGGAAUGCUGCGACCUGCCAUCCCUCAACCCACAGCCAUUCCCGGGAUCGAUGAACAUGCCCCUACCAGGCAUGCGAAACUCGGCGCAAUGAAGGCGUCGACGAGCAUGUCGUCUUCGACUUCUGUCACGCCGCUGUCGCGGUCCCGCAUCGACAGCCGACCCAGCCACAGCUUGCGUGACUACGACACGUCCACAUCGUCUAACGACCGGCUGGAUGUGGAUGUACUCCUUGGGUCCCAGCUGCAGCCCGCCAACCGUGCGCCGCCGCGACAAGCUUCGCCGAGAUCUCCGACACCUGCAUCCCGGGAUAGAGUGUUGGAACAGGUCGAGACUCUGACAGGCAUGAUCAAGUCGAUGCCGAGUAAUCUUGUCGAGACAGUCUUGGAACAGCUGGAGUUAAACGAGGCCAUGAGGAAGCAGAGCGAGUCGCGAAAAGAGGCUGCCACUAAGAAGGAGAAGGAGGAGGAGCUGAAGCUGGCGGAGUCAAAGCUGGAGAGGAGAAACCAGAUCCUCUUGGAGAUGCUUGAUGCCGCUGAGAGAAGAGCGGAGGCGAGGGAGCUGAGGCUGCAGACCAUGCUCGCAGAGCCAGUGGGCAGAUGGACUGGUGAACACACCCUCGAUACCGGCAGCUCGUCGAGACAUAUUUUUGACCAUUCCGUGUAA